Molecule: messenger RNA, 1731 nt
Organism: Ilex paraguariensis (yerba mate)
Lineage: Eukaryota; Viridiplantae; Streptophyta; Magnoliopsida; Aquifoliales; Aquifoliaceae
Source: the annotation of a GenBank genome assembly
UCUCAAGUCUUGCGAUGGUGGCAACAAUGGUCCGCUGCUCCACCAGUAAUUAUACAAGUUACAUGAGAUGACAGAAUAAAACGUUUGCAGCUAGGUUUCAAGUAAAGAACUUUCAAGGCGAGGGGUGAAAUUGAGCGAUGGCGCCUGAACCUGAAGAUGAGAUCAAGGACGAGAAGAAUCCCCGACCUCUCGAUGAAGACGAUAUCGCUCUCCUCAAAACAUAUGGUUUGGGACCUUAUUCUACCAGCAUAAAGAAAGCCGAGAAGGAGAUUAAGGAAAUGGCUAAAAAGAUCAAUGAUUUAUGUGGUAUCAAGGAGUCCGACACUGGAUUAGCUGCACCCAGCCAAUGGGAUCUUGUUUCUGAUAAGCAAAUGAUGCAGGAGGAGCAACCUCUUCAGGUGGCAAGAUGCACGAAGAUAAUCAACCCAAACACCGAAGAUGCAAAAUAUGUGAUAAAUGUUAAGCAAAUUGCGAAGUUCGUUGUUGGGCUGGGUGAUAAAGUUUCCCCAACAGAUAUUGAAGAAGGGAUGCGUGUCGGUGUUGACCGGAACAAGUAUCAAAUUCAGAUCCCCUUACCUCCCAAAAUUGAUCCGAGUGUAACCAUGAUGACAGUAGAGGAAAAGCCAGAUGUGACGUAUAAUGAUGUUGGUGGGUGCAAGGAACAGAUUGAAAAGAUGCGAGAGGUUGUUGAACUACCCAUGCUUCACCCUGAGAAAUUCGUGAAGCUUGGAAUUGAUCCUCCUAAGGGUGUCCUUUGCUAUGGUCCUCCUGGAACUGGCAAAACGCUUUUAGCCAGAGCCGUGGCUAAUAGAACUGAUGCUUGCUUCAUUCGAGUUAUUGGAAGUGAGCUUGUUCAGAAAUACGUUGGUGAGGGAGCUCGGAUGGUUCGUGAACUGUUUCAGAUGGCACGCUCAAAAAAGGCUUGUAUUGUGUUCUUUGAUGAAGUUGAUGCCAUUGGGGGUGCACGGUUUGAUGAUGGUGUUGGUGGAGACAAUGAGGUUCAGCGCACAAUGCUCGAAAUAGUGAAUCAGCUUGAUGGAUUUGAUGCUCGCGGAAAUAUCAAAGUUCUGAUGGCAACGAAUAGACCUGACACACUGGAUCCAGCACUGUUACGUCCUGGAAGAUUAGAUCGCAAAGUUGAGUUUGGCCUACCAGAUCUGGAGAGUAGGACACAGAUAUUUAAGAUCCAUACACGAACGAUGAACUGUGAAAGGGACAUUCGGUUUGAACUUUUGGCGCGCCUCUGUCCAAAUUCUACCGGAGCUGACAUUAGAAGUGUGUGCACGGAGGCUGGAAUGUUUGCGAUUCGAGCUCGAAGGAAGACAGUAACAGAGAAAGACUUCCUUGAUGCAGUGAGCAAAGUCAUCAAGGGUUACCAGAAGUUCAGUGCAACUCCCAAGUACAUGGUCUACAAUUGAUUGAGCUGCCAUGCUUAGCCUAUGAAGAGAAUUGUGGUGGCUGAUACAACUUGGGGCUAAUUUGUGGAUGUUGUCUCCACUGAAUAUGGGUUUGGAAUUGUUCUUUCUCUACUAUGAAAAUGAAGGAAAUGUAAUCAGUUUGUGAUAGCUGGGGCUAUUUGGUACCCUUUCAUUCAAAUCUCCAAUACCAGCCAUUUUUAGUGCAAACUUCUGUUGUGUUUGUGAUGGGCUUAUAGUUUAUUCCGGUUACUGAGUGGAUUAGUUAUAUACUUUGGACGAAUUCUAUUUCAUGUUAUAUCAAAAUCUUUGGUAC